AUGCGGUCAUCUGCUGGACAUUGUCAAGUGCUUCUGUGGGCCCGUCAGGCUGUGGAAGUUCCUGUUCAGGAUGUGGCAGUUCUUGUUCAGGAUGUGGAGGUUCUUGCCCCGGCUGCUCGGGAGGGUCAAGUGUUUCCGGGGGUCCUUGAGGCUGUGAAGGUCCUUGAUGUGGCUGCCAAAGGCCCUUGCCCUUCCGAGACUGUGAAGGCUCUUGGUCCGGCUGCCAAAGGCCUCUGGACAUCUGAGGCUGUUGUGGUUCUUGCUCUGGCUGCCAAAGGCCUUUGCCCUUCCGAGACUGUGACGGCUCUUGUUUUGGCUGCUCGGGAGGGUCAAGUGUUCCUCUCGGCAUUCGUGACUGUGAAGGCCCUUGGUCGGGCUGCCAAAGAUCUCUGGGCAUCUGAGGCUGUUGUGGCCCUUGCCCUGGCUGCUCAGAAGGGUCAAAUGUUCCUUCGAGCCUUUGAGGCUGUGACGGCCCUUGCUCUGGCUGCUUGCCCUUCCAAGGCUGUGAAGCCAUCUUGCGGAAUUUGUAGAGAUGAGAUCUUUGGGUGGGGUGGAGUCUACUGA
Molecule: messenger RNA, 564 nt
Organism: Aspergillus pseudotamarii
Lineage: Eukaryota; Fungi; Ascomycota; Eurotiomycetes; Eurotiales; Aspergillaceae
Exons: 1
Coding region: 1-564 (187 amino acids)
Source: RefSeq, a predicted model, not a curated record